UGAUACCGUUCGUCUCGGUGGCGGUUUCGAAUGCCGAUUGGAUGUUGGAAUCAAAACCGGUGUAACUACGGGCACGAAAAUUGCCGUUGUCAAUGGUAUUAUGACCAAACAGAUGUCUAUAUCAUUUCACUCCACUAUCAAUAUGGAGGAACAUGAAAAAAACUUAAUGACAGGAACAUUAGAACAGAGGAAGGAGGCCUUCAAAGAGGAUGAGGAGCUCAUGAGAGAAACCACGAAAUUUAUUAGCGAAGUAAUAGAGACGGCUGCUACAGAAGCUUCGAAAAGAAAGAUUCAAUCGGAGGGAGCUGAAGGCGAAGGUAGUAGAUUGAAAGGUGGCGAUACCAUCGCUGGCUGGAACAAUCGAGCGCGUGGAUUCUGCAAUCGUAUUCUGAAUGCGCUUUGCCCGUGCUUCACUAACCAUGAACUGUUCGCCUGGACUCCGUACCGGUAUCGCUUCACAAGACCUUAACCGUUCGACGACACCCCGGAUUUUUCGUUCCGUCGUGCGAGCUUGUCACGAGCAAACAAAUAAACAAAAUAGGAUUAAGUUCUUUUCAUUAUCAAUUCGUGUCUUGAAUCGUGUCUCUCCUACGAUUAACGACAUUGCGUAUUUAUGAAAAUCGGCGUGGCUUUCUAAAUUUCGUUUUCUAAAUCUGGCUAAAAUAAAACACGAAGGUAUAUUAAUUGCCAUUGAUUGCGUGUAAACAAUGAAGACUACUGUAGUAUGGCAUAAAUCGUCAUUAUCGAUACAAGCCCUGAUUAUUAAUUUUCCUAAUGUCUUAUGAGAAAAGACGAGAGUCUAAUCUGCUGUGGCUGCUGUGCAGCCGAGCGUGAAGGAAGCUAUAUUAGUGUUCAAUGGCAGAGGUAACUAUAAGUAUAUAAUUGGAAGUGGCUCAUGUACUUUAUUUUAAGGCAGACGCUUCGUAGAGUAAUUUGAUAAAAAAAAGAGUUAAUAGCAAUGGUUAAUAGCAAUA
Molecule: messenger RNA, 974 nt
Organism: Cyphomyrmex costatus
Lineage: Eukaryota; Metazoa; Arthropoda; Insecta; Hymenoptera; Formicidae
Exons: 5
Coding region: 101-469 (122 amino acids)
Source: RefSeq, a predicted model, not a curated record